Molecule: messenger RNA, 1770 nt
Organism: Dryobates pubescens (Downy woodpecker)
Lineage: Eukaryota; Metazoa; Chordata; Aves; Piciformes; Picidae
Product: caspase-8
Exons: 6
Coding region: 15-1391 (458 amino acids)
Biological process (GO): apoptotic process; negative regulation of extrinsic apoptotic signaling pathway via death domain receptors; proteolysis
Molecular function (GO): cysteine-type endopeptidase activity; protein binding
Source: RefSeq, a predicted model, not a curated record
GCCGCUGUGGGGCCAUGGAGCUGCUCAGGCCACGGCUGCUGGCGGUUAGCGAGGAGCUGGUUGAGUCCGAGGUGGCGUCUCUGAAGUUCCUCAGCCUGGAGUAUGUCCCUAUGAGGAAGCUGGAAGCCAUCCAGAAUGCACAGGACUUUUUUGAAGCGCUGCGGGAGAAAGGCAUGAUCGAGGCGGGAAACCUAUUCUUCCUGAAGGAGCUGCUCUAUCGGAUCAGUCGGAUCGACCUCCUGGUUGCCCACCUGGGCUCCAGCCGUGAGGAGAUGGAGAGAGAGCUGAAGAUCCCAGGCAGGGCCCGGGUGUCGGCGUACAGAUACCUGCUCUUUCAGCUGUCAGAAGAUGUCACCAAAGAUGAGCUGAAUUAUUUCAAGUUGCUUUUGGAGAACGAAUUGCCAAAGUGCAGGCAAAGCCCUGAGACAAUAACUAUGAUGCUGGACAUUUUCAUUGGCAUGGAGAAGAAGGGGAUUUUGGGAGAAGACAACCUAAGUAUGCUGAAGAGUCUCUGUGCAGAAGUUAACAUCAGCCUGUUGAAGAGAAUUGAAGAGUAUGAAUUAAACCUAUUUGGUAAAAGAAAUUCUCCUGGUAGCUAUAAAGAAUAUUCUCAGCAGCUUGAAGCUUAUAAAAUGACUAGCCGGCCCCGGGGAGUGUGCCUGAUCCUCAACAAUCACGAUUUUGCAAAAGCCAGGGAGGCAGUGCCAGAACUCAGGAACCUGAGGGAUCGGCAUGGGACAGACAUGGAUGCAGCGGCUCUAAGAAGAGUCUUUAGCAAGCUUCACUUUGCAGUAGUAGAACACAGAGACCUCACUGCAGAGGGAAUGCGCAAGACUGUGGACAUCUACCGCUGUGAGGACCACAAGGACAAAGACUGUUUUGUUUGCUGUAUCCUAUCUCAUGGGAAAAAAGGCAGCGUAUAUGGUGUUGAUGGGCAGGAAGUACCUAUCCAGGAACUGACUACUUCUUUCACUGGACACAAUUGCCACUCACUUGCUGGAAAACCAAAAGUCUUUUUUAUUCAGGCCUGCCAAGGUGAAUCCUUCCAGAAAGGUGUGCCCAUUGAAACAGACUCGUUAGAGCAAGAUUCUUCUGCAGAAACAGAUGCAAGGCCGCAAUUUGACUGCAUCCCUUCAGAGGCAGACUUCCUCUUGGGCAUGGCUACCCUGCAAGAUUAUGUUUCCUACAGAAACCAAAGGGAGGGGACCUGGUACAUACAGGCAUUAUGCCAGCACCUGGAGUACAGCUGUCCUCGAGGAGAAGAUAUUCUCACCAUCCUGACAGCAGUCAAUCAAGAGGUGAGCAAAAAGAGUUGCAGUCAAAAUGUACAGAAGCAGAUGCCACAGCCCAGUUUCACACUGAGGAAAAAGCUCAUCUUUCCUGUCAACUAAAUGGGAACGAACUACAUAGCAGAGGGAGCUGCAGCAGCUGGAGUUACCUACUGUCAGCUAAGAACUUUAGAACAUAUCAGAAUUAAAAACUUUUAAGAACCUAUUAGCUAAGAAAGCUAACACUUUUCAGGGCAAAUGUUUUAACUAAAAAUACAACCAAGGAGCAAAAGCCUUAAGAAAUUUGUGUUAAAACACAUGAUACUUUAUAUUUGAGAGCAUCUCUGAGCUGCUCUCAGAGGUGUGGUUUCUUCAAAUACGUUCCGUGCCCUCUAUCAGCUGUACCACACUGCUUUUGCAGUGGUAUCUUCCCACUGCAGAUUUUGAGGACAGCUGUUACGAAGCCUUGUGUAUUUUAUGUGUAACUUUUACAAAAUAAAGG